AUGCGUAUGUUCUUGACGUUCUUGACUCAACAUAAAUUUAUCUCUGAGAUUAUUCGGGACACUGGUCUUCAGGAUGCAAAAAUUGCGGACAGCCCUUAUAUCCAAGGACUGAAGCUUGGCUCAGAUAUGGGGCACCCAUUACAGGACUCGGGAAGUUAUCGUCGUCUUGUUGGCCGCCUUCUAUAUUCGUCCAUGACACGACCAGAUAUCAGUUAUGCUGUUCAACAGCUCAGUCAGUUUAUGCAAAUUGCUCACCAAUCCCAUCUGAAAGCUGCACUCACCGUGGUCAAAUACCUCAAAGGCACCAGUUUUACAGGAUUAUUUCUGCCGGCAGCAAAUGAUUUGAAAUUAAGAGCUUUUUCUGAUGCAGAUUGGGCGUCAUGUAGUGAUUCCAGACGAUCCAUUACUGGGCUCUUCUUUGUUGAUCAAGGCAUUACAAUCCGAUCGUAUUGA
Jatropha curcas is the source of this 453-nucleotide messenger RNA. The record is from RefSeq and is a predicted model, not a curated record. NCBI's taxonomy places the organism in Eukaryota, Viridiplantae, Streptophyta, Magnoliopsida, Malpighiales, Euphorbiaceae.